CGAUCACGACUCGCAACUCACGAACGACUGCUCGAAUUGGGUCAAGUCCAUCAAUGGCAUUCAUUCCAUCGACACGGACGACAUCCUGACCUACUUUCUUCACCUUUUUGAUCGAACUUGCAAAUCUCAUCGGAUAUCCAACCUUCUCUUUCCCGCCUUCCAACGUUGCCAACGUGUCGCCCUCAGCAAGCCACCAUCCCCAUCCCCCAUCCUCUUCACGCUCCGUCCGGAAUCUCAAAUCGCACGCGCGCGAGUCUGUCAGACUGACCCCCCACUUGGACUCGUCAUGUCCGCCGCAGCAACUUCAGUCGAUGUGCUGUCCGCAACACCCGCACUGCCCUCGCUCGAUGGGGACGUGCAAACGAGCCAUUCGGUGCACAUCCCAACCAUCUCCUUGCACAUCCCGAUCGAAAAUGUCCCGACGGAUCUCCUUGCCGGUCUGCGAGAGAUUGCUAGCAACACGCCAAGACAGAACAUACACAUCGCACAGCAUAGAGAUCAGGGCUUCGUACCUGUUUCAGGGAAAAUCGAGACUUCGAGUCGCACGACACGUGGCGGUGCUACUUGGUGGUGGAAUGUGGCCUUCCAGCACGACUCGACUCUGCCCAGCGGUGGGCUUAAAGUGAAUUGUUCCAACGAUGGCACCUUUUUGCGAAGCACAUCGUCCGGCGCACCGGAUCUGGAGAGUUCGUUUGUCGUUCUGAUCUCGUACACUCGACUUAGCGAAGCUUUUAGGGGAUUGGGACACGUGUUGGGCGUGACGCGGGACCUGAUCGUGCCUGCGCAGCACCUGCUCCAACGUCGCGGUGCGGGCAGCAUUCCGACCGGACUGUUCGAUGCUACUUCUCAGCAGUGGGCCCUCGACCCCGAGCUGGCUGUGCAAAAGCUCUCGUUGCAAGAAAGCGCGACGUUCGAGACCGUGGGCACGAUGAUCGAUUGCUCAAGAAAUGGUGUGCUUCGAGUAGUGUCGAUCAAGUUCAUGCUUCGUAGCCUGGCGCUGAUGGGCUACAACAUGUUGCAGCUGUACACGGAAGAUACGUACAAGAUUGAAGGAGAACCCUUCUUUGGCUACUUGAGAGGCGGCUACACGCACGAAGAGCUAAAGGAGGUGGACGACUAUGCGUUCGCUUUGGGCAUCGAGGUCAUUCCGUGCAUUCAAACGUUGGGACACUUGGGCCAGAUGCUUCAGUGGCCCAAAUACCUGGCACUGAGAGACACGACCGAGGUGCUGCUGGCAGAAUGGCCAGAGACGUACGUCAUGCUGGAAAAGAUGCUGCACGCAGCUACGGCUCCUUUUCGUUCGAAGAGGGUCCACCUGGGCAUGGAUGAGACGCACGGCUUGGCGCAUGGACGCUACCAUCAGAUCUUUGGACAGCACAACUACAAAGAACCGACGAGGGUGUUUGUGGAGCAUUUGCAAAAGGUCAAUGCUCUGGCAUUGGGAUUGGGACUCAAACCCAUGAUCUGGUCAGACAUGCUCUUUUGCCUCUCUGCGCGCAACAAUUCCCUCUUGGGCUAUUACGACUCUGCUCAACCCACAUCCGUCGAUGGAAUUCCUCCCAAUGUGGAUCUGGUGUAUUGGGACUACUAUCAUACAAGCAAGAAAUCCUACUCGGAUCGCAUAGACAGUCAUAAGCUGCUGGCUCGAAAGAGUCCCUGGAUGGCAGCUGGUAUUUGGACUUGGACCAGACACUGGACAGCCCUUCCAUUCUCCUUCGCUACAUGCAAAGCGAACCUGAACGCCAGCAAGGCACCAAACAGCGGCGUCAAGCACGUCAUGGUGACGUGCUGGGGAGACGAAGGGAACGAACAAGACCCUUUGUCUGCUUUACCUGCCUGGCACUACUAUGCUGAACACUGCUACGAGAAGACGGAAGAGGUGGAUCUGCCUCGCAUGCGAGCUCGUUUUGAUGGGAUUGUCGGAGCUUCUUUCAACGACUACGUCAUGGCUUCUCGGCUUGACGAUAUGAAUCCGGAAGAACAGAGCAUCGAUGAUCGCAUACAUUUCGCGCCCAACACUAGCAAGUGGCUCUUGUGGGAAGAGCCAGCUCUAGGUUUCAUCUCUCCCAGUGUAGAAGCGUCAGGAAUAGAUUUAGAGACGCACUACACGGAGCUAGACGCCUAUCUCUCAGCUCGGCUCUCCACGCAAGCAUCCACCGCGCCAGACGAAACCAGUGCGCCUGCUCGAAGCAUAGCCGAUCAUCCUUUGAAUGCCAGGCUGCGUCUUCCCCAGCUGCUCGCGAGCGCACUUUCCCUCAAGGCUGCUCUUCGCUUGAGAUUGCACAAGGCUUAUGUUGCAAGGGAUUGGAAGGAGCUGUACGCUUUGGCUGGACCUGAACCUGUCAGUCGAAUGAGCCGUCUACGUGCUGCUGUGCAGCGCUUGCACAAGUAUCAUUGCACCAUGUGGCACUCUACGUACAAGCCUUUUGGCUGGGAAACAUUGGAUCUGAGGUACGGCGGGCUGGUGGCCCGUCUAGAGACGAUGCAUUCCCGACUCGUCGCCUUCCUCUCCCACAUUCAAGCAGGCGGCGAGCCAGGCAAAGCGUUGAGCCAAUCGCAGCCGACCGGUCCUAAUGCUGGUGUGCUCUUGAAUGCGCAAGGAGGGCAAGAUGCAUCGUACGAUGCACCAGUCGAUUCUUUGCCAGAGCUUCAAGUACCUCUGCACGUGGUCUACGCUUCGGCCCUUCAGCUGCUCGAUUAUCAUCGCGUUAGCAGACCGACGUAUUGUUGAGCUCGCUACAUUCCAGCCCCGAGGUUUGCCUGCACUCAUCCAUCUCGAUGUACAAUCGCCUCUUUGCCUCUCGCCCCUCCUCCCCUCGCGGCCUCAGCAACACUCAAUCGUGCGAAGUCGUUGGCACGUGCGCACAUAGACGAGUCACGCAAGCCUCACGCAAUCAGAACCGGGUCAUCUGCUCGUUGGAGCGCCACAAAUUUCAUCGUUUCACAUUG
Molecule: messenger RNA, 2949 nt
Organism: Ceraceosorus guamensis
Lineage: Eukaryota; Fungi; Basidiomycota; Exobasidiomycetes; Ceraceosorales; Ceraceosoraceae
Product: glycoside hydrolase
Exons: 4
Coding region: 287-2731 (814 amino acids)
Biological process (GO): carbohydrate metabolic process
Molecular function (GO): hexosaminidase activity
Source: RefSeq, a predicted model, not a curated record